Salmo salar (Atlantic salmon) is the source of this 4743-nucleotide messenger RNA. The record is from RefSeq and is a predicted model, not a curated record. Lineage: Eukaryota; Metazoa; Chordata; Actinopteri; Salmoniformes; Salmonidae.
AUAUGUAUAAAGGAUUUUUACAAUUUCGAUUCUUUUUAUUAAGAGCUCUUGUGAUGAGAAGGCCAGGGAGGUGGGGCUUUUGUCUCGUGCCUGCUGUGUGCCUACAAUAAAAACAAUUCUAAUGAUAUGCCACCACAUAAUAAUAAUAAUAAUAUCGAGCAUAUCGGAACUUGGAAUUUAACCUAAAUGUAUGAUAUAUAGUUAUGUCUGUUGAUUAUUGUCAACCAUACCUAGUGUUGUCUACGCUCCUACAUUCCCUUUGCAUACGUAGCCUAUGCAUCGUGGCCGUGUCAUUGAAAAUGUCACCAAUAUCAAAUUACUCUACUUUUGAAGCAUGUGAAAACUAUUGUAGCCACAUAUUAGCAAUGCUUUAGGAGUAGUCUAAUGUUGAAAUAGAAGGAAUAAUGUACAUUUUGUCCAUCACAAUAAGUAGCAUUGUUAUUGUCAUCAAUUACAGCCUCCAAAUAGGAAUAACAUUUUUUUCUUGGAGUCUGAGAAUGAGUACAUUUGAGUCAUUUAGCAGACACUCUUAUCCAGAGCUACUUACAGCUGUGAGUGCGUAUAUUUGAGUACUUUGUCAUACUGCGUAAGACUAUUCACCAGUGGCUAAUUACAGUAGCCAGUUUGAACUACACAUCAUAAACAUAUUUGAUCUAGAAUAGCUGAAAGACACCAACUUUCCAGGAAAGAAAAGCAAACCUAACUUUUCCUACAAAUAUAGCUACUUAGUCAUGACUCCAGGAUAAGGUUAUUGAAUAAUAGAUGGUUAUUAUGGUUUGUAUAAUUGCCUGGAUAACUCAGAUGCACUACAUGAAAGCUUGUGAGAGAGAUGUACACUAAACCAGGGUAUCCCAAAUGGCACCCUAUUCACUAUGUAGUGAACUACCUUGACCAGUGCACAUAGUGCUCUGGUCAAAAGUAGUGCACAUUGUAGGUAAUAGGGUGCAGUUUGUGACAAUCUAUGGUAGUAUGCCAGUGGGUGGCUUAUUACUGUGCAGUAGGUCAGAGUUUGCUGCAUUGCAAUCUACUAAUGUGUUUCAAAUGUUUCCCCACACUGUUUUGGCCAGCAACCAUGUAAAUCUAUCAUUCUGCUGUGUUUGGGAUAAAAACAGAUGCUGAGAACAGAUUUGACCAAAUGGAUAUGAUGAUGUACUGCAGUGGUUUAUGUAUCGUUCAAUUCAGUUAAGACAAGACAGUCCAGAUGGAACAUGGGCCCAGAAGGAAAUGUUUGAAAGAGGUACCUUCCAUUUCUAGAAAGACUGCAGGGUGGAACUUGCCAGUAUGGAGGCUACCAACAUACUGCCCAUUCUGAAGAAACGCCUAGCCUUCUUGUCAGGAGGCAAGGACAGACGCAGUGGGCUGAUCCUAACCAUUCCACUAUGUACAGAACAGACCAGUAUGGAGGAGCUCAGCUCCACGUUGGACUAUCUCCUCGGCAUCCCCAGUGACAAGUGCAAAGCAAGAGGCUUCACAGUCAUCGUGGACGGACGAAGGUCACAGUGGAACACCGUGAAGACUGUGGUACUGAUGUUGCAGAACGUGAUUCCAGCAGAGGUGUCUCUGGUGUGUGUGGUGAAGCCUGAUGAAUUCUGGGACAAGAAGGUCACUCAUUUCUGCUUCUGGAAGGAGAAGGACAGACUAGGCUUUGAGGUUAUUCUGGUAUCUGCCAAUAAGCUCACACGCUACAUCGAGCCCUGUCAGCUGACUGAUGAGUUCGGAGGAAGUUUAGUGUAUGAUCACAUGGACUGGGUGAACAAAAGACUGGUCUUUGAGAAGUUUACCAAAGAGUCCACAUCCCUUCUAGAUGAACUGGUGGUCAUCAACGAGAGUGAGAAAAGCAACCAAUUAGACAAAGAAAGGCCACCAGAUUGUAACUUCCUACCAUCGCUUGAUCCUGAAACAGUUCUACAAACCGGCCAUGAGUUGCUGUCAGAGCUGCAGCAGCGGAGGUUUAAUGGGUCAGAGGGGGGUGGUGUGGCCUGGUCCCCCAUGGAUGACGAGCUACUGGCCCAGCCACAGGUCAUGAAGCUGCUGGACUCCCUCAGGGAACAGUACACUAAGUACCAGGAGGUGUGUCGCCAACGCAGCAAACGAUCCCAGCUGGAGGAGAUACAGACCAAGGUCAUGCAGGUUGUGAAUUGGCUGGAGGGGCCUGGCACAGAGCAGCUCCGAACACAGUGGGGGAUCGGAGAUUCUAUCAGGGCCUCCCAGGCCCUACAGCAGAAACACGAGGAGAUGGAAAGCCAACACAGCGAGUGGUUUGCGGUGUACGUGGAGCUGAACCAGCAGAUAGCAGCGUUGCUGAGUGCUGGAGACGAGGAGGACCUAGUGGAGCUGAAGGGUCUACAGCAGCAGCUCAGUGAUGUCUGUUACAGACAGGCCAGCCAACUGGAGUCCAGGCAGAACGUACUGCAGUCAGCACACGAGUUCCACGGCACCGCACAGGAUCUGUCCCAGCAACUGGAUGGUCUACUGGGCAUGCUCUGUGCAGACGUGGUCCCCACUGACGGGGCUGCCAUCCAACAAACACUCAAACACCUCGAGGAGAAACUCAAGAGUGUUGAGGGAUCCCUGGCAGGCCUGAGGGAGAAAGGUCAGGUCGUGAUGGAUCAGAUGUCCAACCAGACAACCUGGUCCUAUGGGAAGGACGUGCCCAUUGAGAACAAAGAAAACAUUGAUCAUAUCCAAGGAGUUAUGGAGGACAUGCAACUCCGGAAACAAAGAUGUGAAGACAUGGUGGAUGUGAGGAGACUGAAGAUGCUUCAGAUGGUCCAGCUUUUCAAGUGUGAGGAAGAUGCAUCACAGGCGGUGGAGUGGCUUGGUGAGCUGCUGGAUGCUCUCCUGAAGACCCACAUCAGGCUCGGGGACGAUGCACAGGAAACCAAAGCGCUGCUGGAGAAACACAAGAAAUUUGUGGAUGUUGCACAGAGCACCUAUGACUACGGCCGUCAGCUGCUUCAGGCGACGGUGGUGUUGUGUCAGUCUCUACGUUGCACCACGCGCUCCUCUGGUGACACCCUGCCACACCUCAACCGGGUCUGGAAACAGUUCACUGUCACCUCUGAGGAGAGGGUCCAUCGGCUGGAAAUGGCAUGCUCUUUCCACACCGCAGCUGAGAAGGUGCUGGUCCAAGCCAGCCCAGAGCAGGGUGAUCUCCCAGUGGAGGUGGAGCAGGAGACCUAUGAGGAGGUGGAGACGGUGGGGAAGGCUCUACUGGACAGACUCACUGUCCCUGUUAUAUUCCCAGAUGGGAGUGAGCAGUACUUCGGCAGCCCAGGAGACAUGGCGUCCUCUGCUGUACACAUCCGGGACAAGAUGAAGCUGGUGGAGGGCAGGAAACUGACUCUGCACGAGGAAGAUGAAGAAGACGUUGAGCAGCUACAGUAUGAUCAGAUACAUGACCAGGACAAAGAACUACAAGAUGACCAGGAACUACAAGAAGUGGACAAAGAACUACUAGAUGGAGAGGAACUGGAACUGGACACUCAGAAAAGCUAAUGGAGCACCUUCAACAGCUAACCUAGUCCCAGAUCAGUUUGUGCUGUCUUGACAAAUCCUAUGGCCAUUGGCGUGACAAUCAUAGGAGUUUACAAGACAGCAUAAACAGAUCUGGGACCAGGCUACAGAACAGCAGCAGCCAGCAGUCCACCAGAGAUUCAGGACAGGAAAGAACACCUCUGACCUUUGUCAUCAUGUCAACACAGCGCCUGACCAUCACGUGCUCCAGAACUAUCCUGUCAAUCACCCGGUGUGACUGCAUUCCUUCCGUCUGUUGUACUCUGCCUCGCCAAGCCAUAUUAACUUACUAAGAGCAGUUAAAGAUAGAAUAUGCUUCUGAGAUCAAAUUACAUUGCUUACCGCACAUGACAUGGAGAUGAAGGGAGGAAACGAAAAUGAAGAGGCUGAACUGAAAUGGACUAUUUCCCUUAAAGCUUUACCUUGCCUGUCGCUCUUAAGUCGCAUUCACACUGCACGUAGCCCAGGGCUAGUUCUCAACCAGGGUUAAGGUUUGCCCUGGGCUAAGAACAUGUAGUGUGAAAAGCGCUUAAGACUGUUGACUCAAGCUUUUACAUGGUGCUACUAAACCUUCUAGAAUGUACAGGAAGCAAAGCACCAUCUAUCUCUCCUUUUACCUUACAGGUGCUGUAGAGUUUCUAGGCCGUUCUCUUUGUCAAACUGCCUUGUUUGACUAUAAGCAAUGUAUUUUAUAUUUUCCCACUGUUGUUUUUCUUCCCCCGCAAUACCUUCACGUGUAAAAAGAUGUGCCAGCAAUGUAAAUUCAUUCUGAAGGCGUUUGAAUAAGGCACUAACUGCCCAGCCAACUGUUUCCGGUGUAGACAAACUGUUGUAUAUUGCGCAGAUGGAUGGGUGCAGUCAACCAGCUUUUAAGACAUUUAGGCUGUGUUACUUGUAUGCAUCAAGGUACAAUGUAAAAUCAGAGCUUUGUUAUAAACCUAGAUUAGAGUGGUAGAUCCAGGGCUUUGUUUUUAUUAAUAAAAUGUGAUUUGAGAAUUAUGCUUCAUCUCUUCAUAGUUGUCAUUCUAAUGUAUACAUAAAGUACAUACGCCUUUUGCAUUGUGAGGCAUGCUAUUGAAAUAUGAAUUCUAUAUUUAUUUUGUUUUGUAUAUUGGUAUUUUACAUAUCAGUGAAAGUCAUAAUGCUUGUUGUUUUUAGGUUUGCGAGGCUAAUCAUGCAUUUCUUAAAUUGUGGUCCUGCGAAAUAAACAAGCAAACAUUUGAAAGA